GCUCGUGGCUCGUGUCUCCUCCGCUUCUUGCGCAUUUGUCCUCCGUCGUUAUCUAGGAAACCGAAACGCCUCGUUCGAGCGUAGGUCUCCAAAGAAACGAAGAUGAGAGAGAUCUUGCACGUACAGGGCGGGCAAUGCGGGAACCAGAUCGGCGCUAAGUUCUGGGAAGUGAUCUGUGACGAGCACGGCAUUGACGGCACCGGCAGGUACGGCGGCGACUCCGACCUCCAGCUUGAGCGGAUCAAUGUGUAUUACAAUGAGUCCAGUGGAGGCCGCUACGUUCCACGAGCUGUUCUCAUGGAUCUGGAACCCGGCACUAUGGAUUCCAUCAGAUCUGGCUCAUUUGGCCAGAUCUUUAGGCCGGAUAACUUCGUCUUCGGGCAGUCCGGUGCUGGGAACAACUGGGCGAAGGGGCACUACACCGAGGGAGCAGAGCUUAUUGAUUCGGUGCUUGAUGUGGUGAGGAAGGAGGCCGAGAACUGUGAUUGCUUACAAGGAUUUCAGGUCUGCCAUUCCUUGGGAGGUGGAACUGGUUCUGGCAUGGGCACCCUCCUUAUAUCCAAAAUCAGAGAGGAGUACCCUGAUCGUAUGAUGCUUACUUUCUCUGUUUUUCCAUCGCCGAAAGUUUCUGAUACAGUUGUGGAGCCAUAUAAUGCUACUCUUUCGGUACAUCAGCUUGUGGAGAAUGCUGAUGAAUGUAUGGUUCUGGACAAUGAAGCACUCUAUGACAUUUGCUUCCGCACACUGAAGCUUGCAACUCCUACAUUUGGUGAUCUGAACCAUCUGAUCUCUGCUACAAUGAGUGGUGUCACAUGCUGCCUCCGUUUCCCUGGUCAGCUUAACUCUGAUCUUCGAAAGCUCGCUGUGAAUUUGAUUCCUUUCCCUCGCCUCCACUUCUUCAUGGUAGGGUUUGCACCCUUGACAUCGAGGGGAUCCCAGCAAUACAGUGCUCUGACUGUUCCCGAGUUGACUCAACAGAUGUGGGAUGCCAAGAACAUGAUGUGUGCUGCUGAUCCUCGACAUGGACGGUAUCUAACUGCCUCAGCCAUGUUCCGUGGUAAGAUGAGCACAAAGGAGGUUGACGAACAGAUUAUCAACGUACAGAAUAAGAACUCUUCCUACUUUGUCGAGUGGAUUCCAAAUAAUGUAAAAUCAAGCGUGUGUGACAUUCCACCCAAGGGGCUGAAGAUGGCUUCAACAUUCAUCGGCAACUCAACAUCGAUCCAGGAGAUGUUCCGCAGGGUCAGUGAGCAGUUCACUGCCAUGUUCAGGAGGAAGGCUUUCUUACACUGGUAUACAGGCGAGGGAAUGGAUGAGAUGGAGUUCACUGAGGCAGAGAGCAACAUGAAUGAUUUGGUGGCUGAGUACCAACAAUACCAGGAUGCAACAGCUGAUGCGGAAGAUUAUGAAGAUGAGGAAGAGGAAGAGGAAGAAGAAGAGGUCGGCUAGGAAGCUUGAGUUUCUUCUAUCUAUAGUAAUGGUUAUUAUUGCUCUUAUAAAUAUAAUUCCAUCUUGAUGUGAGAUAUUAGUUGUGCUUCUGGCAUGAAAGACAUGAGGAUACCCUUCUACGGUAUGACUUGUGUUCUAAGAGCUGUGACUUGAUAUUAAUAUUGAGCUACAUAAUGUUUAUUUGAGAAA
Molecule: messenger RNA, 1638 nt
Organism: Zingiber officinale
Lineage: Eukaryota; Viridiplantae; Streptophyta; Magnoliopsida; Zingiberales; Zingiberaceae
Product: tubulin beta chain-like
Exons: 3
Coding region: 103-1449 (448 amino acids)
Biological process (GO): microtubule cytoskeleton organization; mitotic cell cycle
Cellular component (GO): microtubule; cytoplasm
Molecular function (GO): structural constituent of cytoskeleton; GTP binding; GTPase activity
Source: RefSeq, a predicted model, not a curated record